CUUGGCAGUUGUCCGGUGACGUCACUGCGUCCAUCACGACCGUGUCGAUCUCACGCCUCACACAUCACCCCUCCCCACACUCUGUUUUUUAACCAUUGUAACAACGGGAGGGGGGUUGCGCGAACAGCAUCAUUCUCUGUAAUUUGUCCACGUUUACCCGACCGCGACAUGUCCUUCUGGUGCAGUAAGAAUGGACGACGAUGAGCUGGAGCGGUUUCUUCGUGAGCAGAAAGCCAAGAUUGCACGCGACCAGGCCCAGCUGGAAAGGGACCUGCCCUACAUGGAGAUGCAGGCACCACCAAAGCAACACACUCAUAUUCAGGACCAUGAAUCAGAAUCAAUGAAGGAGAACAUUCCACAAAGGGGAAGCAAUGACAAGCUGAAAUAUAAUGAUGACCCAUCCACCCACGGGCUGCCACUGGGGGCCGAGUACGAGAAGAAGAAGCAGAAGCUGAAGGAGCAGCUUCGGCAGGAUUACCGCCGCUACAUGGCCGAGAAGAAUUUCCGCUCGAAGGGAGUCGUGGCAUUUGAGACUGAUACCACAUCUCCCAGCCAAGCCCUAGAGAAGGAGAGGCCGAGAACACACGUGAAGGAAACUUUGGCUGAGCUUCUUGAGGAGCGGGGCUAUGCCGAAAGGAGACAUGAACAGGAUGAGACCUCUUCGCGCAAGAAGGAUGCCGCGACAUCGAUGGAGGCGUACGAGGAGCUGCUCAGUGAGCACCGGAGGGGCAGGGUCGUCUCGUUCGAGGAUGGACUAGGGGAUCCCUGGACCGCCCGCCUUCGCCACAUGAGUGCCCGGCACCAGUCCGGUGCGGAACUGGUGGGAGAGCGGGAUGAACGGGAGGAGCGCACCAAGUCAGCUGGCAUGCGGCAUGUGCCUAUGCACGCCCCCACGCGUGCCCACGGCAUCCUGCCCGUCCACGAGGGCAGGUGCAGCCUGGACAAGCGGAGGAAGGAGCGCUAUCGCCUGGACCUACUGGAGCAAAUGGCCGAGAGGGAGCAGAACAAGCGGCGGAGCCCAAGGACAUGCAACGAGGAGAAGCAAUGGAGCCUGGCCGUGCCAGUAUCGGGAGUAGUGGACCCUCAGAAGGACGACGCAGACGAUGAGCCGUUGCGAAUGCUGAAAAUGUUGGGCUCCGGUACAACUGAGCGGCCGCGCUUCCCUGUGCCGCCUCGAGACAUCCCGCCUCCGGACCGGCCCCGCCGCGCCUUCCACACCCCUCCUCCCCCGGACAACGAGAAUGACGCCGCUGCUCAUCGCCAUACCAACGGCCUCCAGGGGACCCGCACUGCCGCCUUACCUGGGCCUGGCGGGCGCUUUUAUCCGGCAUCUUUCGGCACACCGUACGACCCAGCCUACUACUACUAUGCAGUGCACAAUCCACUGGAGCCUGGCUUGCCACCCUUUGAACCUGGGCGCCUCGGGCAAGGUCAGCCGCCCCUGCCCUAUUAUGGUCAAGUCAACGGCCCCCCUCUUGCGGCAAAUUUCACCAACCAGUGGGAAGGGGGCGUUCAUCCUCCGCAGACAGCACUACCGCCCCAGCAAAACAUGGGCUUGCCUCUCACGGGUACUUGGACGCAGGCCGCGUUGGGCCAGGCUCAAUAUAACACAGUCCUAGGGCCACCACCCCAGGUUGCGCAGCUCCCACGAGGCUUCCCGGGGCUGACGAUCGGCCUCGGUGGACUCGGGGAAACGAACAACACUGAGGGGAGGAGAGGCUCCUUCAACAAAUACCAGGAGGAUCUACAAAGGCAGAUAAAGGAUUCGGAGGAGAAGAAGCGCAGGGAGCGGAUUGAGCGAGACCGGCAGGAUGCGCGGCUGGAGGCAGAGGCCAACACAUACAACCCCUGGGGCAAGGGAGGCGGAGGGGCUCCCCUACGCGAUGAACACGGCAACCUUGUCACCGACCUCAAGCAGAUGCGGCGGCAGAACGAGGCCGCGGUGCACAACCCGUUAAGGUCGGCGCGCCGUGUGGCGCUGGACUCGAGAGGCACCCCCUCCUUCGUUCCACAACUGUACAACCACGGCGACCAGCAUCCCGGCACGCCCGACGAUGCAGCUGUGCCCGGAGAUGGGAGUGGGCAGACAGCACGAGGGCGCACACUUUUGGACCCGUCCCAACCGCCGCAAGCCGCUGAGCAAGAGCGGUACAAGGACUUUCUUAGGCAGCAGAUCGAGGAGAAGCGGCAGCGGGAAGCAGAGGAGCGCGAGAAGAUCCGAGAGGAGGAGGAGCGGGAGGAGCGGCGUCUAGCCGAACAGCGUGAGCGAAUCCAGCGCGAGUACGAGGAGGAAGCCGAAAAGAAACGCAAGAAGGAGGAGGAGAGGUGUCUUCAUGCCCCACGCGGUCCUCUGCGUCGGAUCCCCGAGCAGCAAAGGAUCAAGAACGAGGAGCUUGCUCGCGAGGCGGAGGAGCGCAAGAAAGAGGUGGCGCGCAAGCGGCGGGAGGACGAGGAGAAGAGGACCGAUGAGUACCGGCAGCAGUUUGAGCGAGAGAGGCAGGCUCUUCGCGAAGAGGUUGAGAAGACAAGUUCUGCACAGAAUCCACAGGCCAGGCGACAACAAAGGAAUGAGGCUGGUGCUACUGACCACCAGUCAACGCGUGGUGCAUCACCGCCCAUUCCAGCACUUGUGAAGAAGCAAGGCUUUCCUGGCACUCAGCAGGCCCAGGGAAAUGGCAUUCAGGUGCCAGAGGCCAGAUACGCGAGCCCGGGCGUGUCAUCUCGCAGAGCCGACAUGAGCCCUCGCUCUGAGCCACCCAGCCGGGAGAGGCACCCAGCUGACCUGCACAGCCGGGCGACCACUACGGCAAACGAUGGUGUGAGCACGGGACGAGGGUCUCCGCCGGUUCCUGCGAGACGCAAUCAGCUGCGUACAGAGGGAACGGGCACGGACGUGCUGGGCGAGCUCUCACUCUUCCGGAAACAGCUGCAGAACGAACAGCGCCGUCUGGAGAGUCAGCUGCGGCAGCAGGAGUCCAGCGAGGAGCACCGGGACGCGCGCAGCGGAGCAGGGGCCCAGAGGAGUGCACACAGCAGGGCAGCGUCUCGCGAUGUGUUUGAGCUGGCGAGGAUGCGCGUCCAGGCACCAGUGCGUCGACCUAGCUCCAAGGGUGUCCCUCAACCUGGGCCGCACGCUGGCCACCAUCCCCCACCACCCACCCUCAAUUACCCAGAUGAUGAGCUGCUGGACAUCCAGCGAUCGGCACUCGUUCGGGACCAAAGGAGACGGCACGACGCAAUGCGGCGCCCGGACCCCGGCCCUUUUGAGAACCAAGUUCUUGGAAUGAAAACAAGAGACCUGGGUUUGCAUUUGCCGCCAGAAGAUGAGGGAGUGAGAGCUUCCAGGUCUUCAAUGCUGCAAUCGGACAGCGCGUUCAUCGGUGCAUUUGGGGAGGUCUUCCCAACGGAUGCAAAGGGAAAUCAAGCUCUCACUGCAGGCCGGGAUGGAGCUUGGGAUUGGGAACCAGAGUCCAGAGACAUCGGAGUUUCCCCUCGUGAGAGGCGACGGCAAAGACAAGGAGUCCCCCUGGAGCAGCGCCAGAUGGACAUGUACGAGCCCCGGCGACCGCCUGCAAGCCCGUCCCUCCUGUCAGAGUCGAGCAUCAACGUUGAGCGUCUGCGAGUGCGCAACGCGGAGAGGAUGCGACGCCUCCAACUGAUGGCGACGCCAGGCGACGACGUCUCUCUGGGCGACCCAGACGACAUCCUGUCCCGCUUCGUGUCGCCGAGCCGGCCGUACUCCGCCGUCACCACGGCGACAGACGUGUGGCUGCGGCCUGGCUCGUGCGAUUCGCCGGGAACAUUCACCGAGCGAUCCAACGGGGAGUGACCUUACCCCGCCACCGCUGCUCCGAGGAAAAGGCGUGGACGGAUGGCAGGGACCGCUGCCCGUUCAACCAUGAGUGAGCUGACACGGGCGUUUUAAUGGCACCGCAUCCCAUGUACUGGGGACAGAGUUGGGACAUGGUGUGAAGUAAUAGUCUUUUUCCAGGUGUUCACUGCAGUCCGUCCAUCCGUUCCAUAUUUCGAUGGUCCUAUAAUUUAUUUUUACAUCCAUUUCUAUCUAGUUUACAAAGAUGCACUAGGUUAAAACUUUAUUUGCCAAACAGUCCAUUACAAGACAUGUAACAACACAUACACUCCUUGAUUGAAAUUUAUUAAUAUGCUCACUAUACACAAUUGACAGCCUAUAUUAUCAUUCUACUGCUGGAUGGAGGCUUCCACUGGCUGUGUGGUUUUGGGGAUUGUUUGACUAUGCUGGUCAGUGUGAAUUGGUGAAUUGUGACUGGCUACCGAUGUUAUCCAUGGCCAGAAAUACAACUCAUGUCGUCGCCAGGAUCGUAGUAUCCUCUCAAAAAGCUAACACUGCAAAAUGUGAAAUAUUAAAUUAUACCACAUUCCAAUGCCAGCCGGCUUUCUGCAUGGAUUUCCAUUGUCAUGUUUACACCCAAUCAGAAAUCUUAAUACCUUUUAACUUUAUUCUCCACAUUAUAAGAUGGACUUUUUUCCCCUUGUUUUUAUGAAAAAGUUGAGGGUGCAUCUUAUAAUCUGGUAGUUGUGGAGAAUAUGGUAAUUAAAUGUCUCAUUUUUUUAUUAUUCCAUGAUUAUCUCACCUUGUUGGCACAGGAAAUUCAGCUCAGCAGGUAGGCCGAGUAAAGAGGCUGGCUAAUCCUCUGACUAACAACAUGUAUAAUAAAAGUAACGAUUUUGUAGAAAUGUUAUAUUAAUUUAACGAAAUAUGGGGAUGAUAACGAAGGUGUGUGUGUGUGUGUGUGCUAUCAAUUUUACAAACAUAUAUUAGUCAAUCUUCACAAAUUGUCAUCCGUAACAAAGUGGCCGCAUUUGAUUGAGUGUCUCUAUGAUGACCACAAAACUCUGUCUAGCCAAUCAUAAAGCAAUACAUUUCAAACUCUUCCAUGCUGGGCAGACGUCUGGUAAAAGGUGACAGUACCCACACUUUACCCCAAGACACACACUGCCUGCCGAUCAACUGUCAUAUACCCAUUUAUACUACUGGGUGGUAAGAGGAGGAGGAGGGAUUUAAUAAACUUGCCCCAUUAUUUCAACUGUUGCGCCGGAGGAUGCAAUCGAACCGGUGACCCCAAGAUUGCAAGUCCAGUGUGGUAACCAUUACACCGUGGCAGAAUUCCUAAGCAACAAUCUUGCAUCAAGAGUCCACACUUUAACUUCGGCUGAAGCAACAUUUGUACCAUUGACUUAACUUUUUUUUUAUUCAGGCAGAGAGCAUAGCUGCACUCACCAUCAUGUAUCCCAUGAAGUGAAUGAUGAUGUAAUUUUGCUUGUUGAGCAAAACACGCAAAUGGGCCGAAGGAAAAACACUGGAUUUGAAACAAUAUGCAAGUUUGCCAUCAUGUGCGAGGCAUCUUCACGUAACUCCACUCAAUCGUUUCUGCAAGGUUUCAGAUCGUGGAAUAACGUGCAGAAUUGGCUUCGUACUGCUUUCCUUCUCAACUGGACUUCAGUUAAUCCAUGCGAAGGAAUGAAUCCUUGGUUAUAAGGGAGACGCGGAUUUACGUAACUGGGGCAGUGCAACUUUAACAGCUCUUGAGAUGCAUCAGUGGACACAAUAAUGUGUCAAUUAAAAAUCGAUUCUCACGCUGGUGAUAGAUACAAAAAUGUGUACACGUGAGAAGUCGAUUGUUAAUAAUAAUGUAUCCACUGCGAGAUGAAGACCUUCCCAAGCUAACGCCAUUUCACAUAGGCACAGUCAGUAAUAUUGCCUGUCAAAAUUAUUGGAAAAGAAGCACAAAUGCGCCUGCACUUGAUUGUUGCAAAAUUAUUCCCACAUUGUUUUCUCGUCACUUGCAUUACAAGCUGUGCAGUUCAUUGCAAAUGAACUCAAUAAUCCAUCAAAUGAGUAAUUGCUAUUAAUAUUGUAAAAUAUGAGUUUAUAGUAAUGGUUGAAUGUAAUUGAAAUAUGUUGUUAAAUUGAAUAAUAAAUAUUAAUUUAAUAAAACA
Petromyzon marinus (sea lamprey) is the source of this 5979-nucleotide messenger RNA. RefSeq names its product centrosome and spindle pole associated protein 1-like. Gene Ontology annotation, biological process: positive regulation of cytokinesis. Lineage: Eukaryota; Metazoa; Chordata; Hyperoartia; Petromyzontiformes; Petromyzontidae. Gene Ontology annotation, cellular component: centrosome; spindle pole; microtubule. The record is from RefSeq and is a predicted model, not a curated record.